GGGCCAAAAUAAACAGGUCCUGCGAUUCCGUUCUUUUGUGUCCUUCGCGCCGACCCGUAGUUUGGAGCCCGCGAAGGGGCAGAGCGCGCUUUGGAAUGAAAGGACUGUUCAAAUCCCAACGUCUGUUGCUGAAAGCGUGUGGUGGCCUUUGGUGUGCUGAGAGUUUUACAUAUGUCAUCCCACUGCCUUCUUGCCUGCAUGGUUUCUGCCAGGAAAUAAGAGGACUUAUAGUGGUUAUUACAAUGGAAGGAACAAAUAAUUUGAAGACGCCAAGCAAAUUAUGUGAAAAAAAGAAAUCUGUUCUAUAUUCAACUCCAUGUAUAAAUAUUCCUGCCUCUCCAUUUAUGCAGAAGCUUGGCUUUGGUACUGGGGUAAAUGUUUACCUUAUGAAGAGGUCCCCAAGAGGUUUGUCUCGUUCUCCUUGGGCCGUGAAAAAGAUUAAUUCUAGAUAUAAUGAUCAUUACCAAAGUAUGUAUCAAAAGAGACUAACUGAUGAAGCUAGGAUUUUGAAAAACCUUCAUCAUCCAAACAUUGUAGGUUAUCGUGCUUUUACUGAAGCCAGUGAUGGUAGUCUGUGUCUUGCUAUGGAAUAUGGUGGUGAAAAGUCUCUAAAUGACUUAAUAGAAGAAAGAAGUAAAGACAGCAAUGAUCCUUUUCCAGCAGCCAUAAUUUUAAAAGUUGCUCUGAACAUGGCAAGGGGGUUAAAGUAUCUGCAUCAAGAAAAGAAACUGCUUCAUGGGGACAUAAAGUCUUCAAAUGUUGUAAUUAAAGGUGAUUUUGAAACUAUUAAAAUCUGUGAUGUAGGUGUCUCCCUACCAUUGGAUGAAAAUAUGACUGUGACUGACGCUGAGGCUUGUUAUAUUGGCACUGAGCCAUGGAAACCCAAGGAAGCUUUGGAAGAGAAUGGUAUUAUUACCGACAAAGCAGACAUAUUUGCCUUUGGGCUUACUCUGUGGGAAAUGAUGACUUUAUGUAUUCCACACGUUAAUCUCUCGGAUGAUGAUGAUGAUGAAGAUAAAACUUUUGAUGAAAGUGACUUUGAUGAUGAAGCAUACUAUGCAGCUUUGGGAACUAGACCCCCUGUUAAUACAGAAGAGCUGGGUGAAUCAUACCAGAAAAUAAUUGAACUUUUCUCUGUAUGCACUAAUGAGGAUCCCAAAGAUCGUCCUUCUGCAGCACACAUCGUUGAAGCUUUGGAAGGGAAUAUACAGUGAUCACCUCAUUUUCAUGAUCACCUCAGCAUGAAGUAUGGCUCACAUAUAUAACUGUUCUGUUUACUGUAUUACAUUUAUGUAGUUACUAUGAUAAUCCAUAAUUAUUAGACACUUUGGAAGUAGCCUAUUUUAGGACCAUAGCACCUUGCUAACAUUUGAAUAACCAAUUCUAGUAUUACGGUAUUUCUUAUAUACUUAUGAUGAUAAGCAUUUGAGAUUAUAGUGGGCUUUCUAUGAAGUUUAAGAAACUAGCUGCUCAAAUACUUUUGCAUCUAACAUUAAUUUGGAUUAAACGACCAUUUUAUUAGUGAUCUUUCUCAAAUAUUGCCUAUUUUAAUGUAUCUAUGGAAAUUAGUACACCGUACAAUACAGUAUAUUUUAAAACAUUAAACCUUUUGCUGGCCUUUCUUGGCUGGUGUGCUUGUUAAAUAUGGUCCUUGGAAUCUGAAAGAAUAUGGCACAAGAGAGUAGCUCCCUUGGGUAUUUCUAGAUCUUUUGUUUUUGAGGAAGAGCUAUUUAUAGCUUAUCCUACACUGUUGGGUCUCCCCUGAUCUUUGGUUUUUGCUUUAAUUUAUUAAAUGUUUUUUCUGUACUGACAUUCCUUUACUUACUAAUUUGUACCCUAAGCAUUUCACACUUUUAGUAGGAAAAUAAUAAAACCCAAAUGGGACAAUAUUAUAGAAUAAAGGACACUUUAAGUACCAGAA
This is a messenger RNA of Loxodonta africana (African savanna elephant), 1921 nucleotides long. It is a transcript of the gene PBK, whose product is annotated as PDZ binding kinase. The transcript has 9 exons. Bases 96 to 1214 code for a protein of 372 amino acids. Lineage: Eukaryota; Metazoa; Chordata; Mammalia; Proboscidea; Elephantidae. Gene Ontology annotation, biological process: peptidyl-serine phosphorylation. The record is from RefSeq and is a predicted model, not a curated record. Gene Ontology annotation, molecular function: protein serine/threonine kinase activity; ATP binding.